AUGUCUCACAAUCAUCAUAUUCAGCAUGCCAUCUCUCGAUUCUUGAAUACCCCCAAGAAUUUCAGAAAAGAACAGGAUGCAAAGGGAAAUUUCAUGGGAUUUUCACCGUUUGACACUUCGCAACUGCAACUCGCUCAACAAUUGAGUGACAAAUAUUUCAGAAUCUCUCAAGAAAAUACCGGAAAUGAUCCUGUCGGUGCCGUAUUUGCUCAAGCCCAGGAAGAUGCGCAAAAUUAUGAUCCCGAGUUAAUUCGUUAUGCACUCAUGAUUUGGAUUGUACAUGAUCCUGAGGCUCGAAGAAGAAAUAUUAAAAUUCCACCUCUGGGAGCACGUGCCCCUCAUAUAGUAACUCCAAAAUUAAAUCAUCAGGCAACCACAGGGCAAAAGGUAUUACAAACAACCGAUCCCAAAGAUUUAGGAUGGUGGAGAGAAGAUCCAAACUUGAAUGAACAUCACGAACAUUGGCAUCUUGUAUUCCCGGCUUUCGCUGUCAACGGUAAGACCAAGGAUCGGGAAGGUGAAAACUUUGCCUAUAUGCAUCGACAAAUGUUGGCAAGGUAUGACAUUGAACGAAUUUCACUCGGUCUUCAACUUGUAAAACCUUUUGAUAACUAUUCCGAAAGCAUACCCGAGUCAUAUGAUCCAAAUCCUAAUCUGUCGUCGAACCCUGAUGACGAUCCGUCUACUGCAGAUAUUCCUUUUACGGCUCGUGCAUCGGGAAAGCAACUGUCGGAUUUGGGAGGAAACAAUACGGUAAAACAAUUGCUGGCAUAUAGGCAACAACUUUAUGACAGAAUUGAUGGAAGAGGAAGUAAUCCUUUUGGCACGGAUGACAAAUCGGCAACAAUUGUGGGAAAUACAUUAGAAACCACCUUACACAAUCUUGGUCAUAUGCUUAUAGCUUAUAUCAUGAAUCCAAGUCAAGCCAAUUCUCCAAGCGUUUCUCCAGGUGUGAUGAUCGAACCUCGCACGGCGGUUAGAGAUCCCGUGUUUUUCCGAUGGCACAGAGAAGUGGACAAUGUGUACUCGCGAUGGGAAAAUAGACAAAGUCCCCAUGACUUCCAUGCUGACGCACCACCGGUCAUAAUCAAACAAGAUGGUGUUAUUCUUGCCUUCAAGGAUAAAUUAUUGGAAGCGGAUUCAAAAGGAAGUUCGGACGAUUGGUUGAAUUACGCGAAAAAAACCUUUGGAUUUGAUGCAAAUUUAUCGAACAAUCCAGUGAUCACAAAUGAACUUCAAACUGAAAUGAAGACCAGAAAUUUUGUAUGGGUUGAAGAUGAUAAGUCCGAAACCAAACUAACUUAUUUGUAUCCAAGGGAGUUUUAUUAUUUCUUCCGUGUUGAAAAUACUACCAACAGUAGAGUUGAUAUCACUCUACGAGUCUUCCUGGUUCCCGAGGUCCUAAAGGAUUCACGCAUACAUUGGAUUGAGUUGGACAAAAUAAGCAGAACGCUUCAACCUCACGAAAAAGCCGUAUUUUCUCAACCCUGCGAUGAAUCUGUGGUAAUUCGCAAACCAGCACAAAAAACACCACAAGAAAUGGAUGAUUCCGCGAUCACACCAUCCGAGCGAGAUCAGGUAUCAACUCAGAGUGCCGACCAACAAUCCGACACAUUCUUCUGUGAUUGCGGAUGGCCAUACAAUCUCCUACUACCUCGUGGCACCAGGGAAGGUCUCAAAUGCAAACUUUUAGUUUUUAUUACAGAUGGAGCGAAAGACGCCGUGAAGAAAACAAACAUAAAAUGUGGAAGUUUAUCAUUCUGCGGUGCUCGGUGGGGAGAACCUUACCCUGAUGCCAGAAGAAUGGGCUAUCCAUUCGACAAGCCUUUCAAGAAUAAUUCAUUCGAUGCUACUUUUGCGGGAUUACAGAACGUCGCCAUUCGUGAUGUGAAUGUCAAAUGGGUCGAUAACUUCCCGGAUGUUUCAACGGUCGCAUAA
Messenger RNA from Acaulospora morrowiae, 1938 nucleotides. The record is from the annotation of a GenBank genome assembly. NCBI's taxonomy places the organism in Eukaryota, Fungi, Glomeromycota, Glomeromycetes, Diversisporales, Acaulosporaceae.